AUGGCGUCGCUGGCCGCCGCGUCGCCAUGGACGGCAGGAGACUCGGAGGUGGCGCCGAGUGCAGCAGAAGCGACGAACAACUCGAUGCAGAUGUACUUUGAGGCAAGUACCGACCACAGCGAGAGUGGCGACCCGUAUGCGGGACGUGACGAGGAAAGCAUCGAGCGACUGGAGGAGGAAAUCAGCCAGCUGAACGACUCGGUCCAUGGCCUCGAUGCGUACCACAUCGUCGACAAGCUGGGUGAAGGCACGUUCUCGUCCGUGUACAAAGCCAUUGACGUGCACCAUGCCAUGUUUGCGAACGCCGAAUGGUUCAAAACCAACACGCCACAUAUUGCCCCGCGUCCAGCGCGUCAUCCGACGGUAUAUGUGGCGCUGAAGCGCAUCUACGUGACGUCCAGUACUGCGCGUAUUCUGAAUGAGCUCGAAAUUAUGGAGUCCCUGCGCGGCGCGCCAUUCAUUUCGUAUCUCGUCACGGCGUUCCGGUCAGCAGACCAGGUCAUUGCCGUGAUGCCAUACACCCGACACGCCGAGUUUCGUGAGUAUUACCGCGUUAUGCCACUCUCAGAUCUGCCGUGCUACUUUUACUGUCUCUUUUCCGCCCUAGAGGCUAUGCACAAGCAGGGCAUCGUGCACCGCGACAUCAAGCCAGCCAACUUCUUGUACGAUCCCCGCACUGGAUACGGCACCCUCUGUGACUUUGGGUUGGCAGAACGGCUCGACGCGUCCGACUGGCACGGCAAGUGCCAUCAUACCCUCCCGACGCCUGAGCAUCCUCAUGGCGAGCAGUGUAUCAACCAUGCGACGCAGAGCGCGCAUUUGCAGCCAGGCGGAGCCCUGGCGCGGUCAGACGACAAGUCGUAUGUUGCACGAUCAGCGGCGGGCGCUUCGAUGGGACCGCCCGACCGCGUCGGCUACCUGCGCCAUGAUCCGCGGCCAAGUGUCCGCGCGAAUCGGGCAGGUACGCGCGGCUUUCGUGCCCCCGAAGUGCUACUCAAGUGCCCUGACCAGACGCCCGCGAUAGAUAUCUGGUCGGCGGGCAUUGUGCUACUGUCCUUUCUGCUCAAGCGCUUUCCGCUCUUUAACGCGAGCGACGAUACCGAGGCACUGCUCGAGCUUGCGACCAUCUUUGGCCGACGCCGUAUGGAGCAGUGUGCGAUGCUGCAUAACCGCACGUUUUCGUGCAACCUGCCGACCGUGGACCAUGCAGGACGCCGCAUCCCUGAGCUGAUCCAACACAUCCGUCCUGAAUUAUUCGAGCCGCCAGAUCACUGCGCAGAUCCAGCUGAAUAUCGACAGCAGGUGCAGUACGUCGUACACCUUGUCGGCGUAUGUCUCUAUCUUGACUGCACGCGCCGAUGGACAGCGUCGCGUCUUUUGCGGCACGCCUUUUUCCAAGACGUGGUCCCAGAUACCCUGUAG
Malassezia restricta is the source of this 1422-nucleotide messenger RNA. RefSeq names its product cell division control protein 7. The record is from RefSeq and is a predicted model, not a curated record. Gene Ontology annotation, cellular component: nucleus. Bases 1 to 1422 code for a protein of 473 amino acids. Lineage: Eukaryota; Fungi; Basidiomycota; Malasseziomycetes; Malasseziales; Malasseziaceae. The transcript has a single exon. Gene Ontology annotation, biological process: protein phosphorylation; mitotic DNA damage checkpoint signaling. Gene Ontology annotation, molecular function: ATP binding; protein serine/threonine kinase activity.